UACUAGAAAUUAUAUGUAGCCUCCGCAUUUUUCUACACCUCUGCAUAGUACUCCGCUGGUAUCCCACAGAGAUACAACCCAGGCUCUGGUUUGACUGGCAGCUCAUGCAGCUCAGCUAAAUAUACGCAAUUCACCUUAGUUAGUGUUUCAGGAGAGUUUGAGAGAUUGGGUUGGUCAAUGCAGGGAAUGAAAAUAUAAGUAGAGCAUCUUGUCUGCAGCCGCCUCUUUUCUCCAUCUGCCUCAAAACUCUUCUACUCUAGCCCAUUUUGAAACUGCGUUGAUAAUGACAGCGUUUGACUUCACGGAUGUAGAAGCGUUCUUGGACAGCCACCCGGAUCUGUUCGAGGAGUAUCUGGUUCGGAGAGCCAAAUGCGACCAGGUGAGCAGGUGGCUGAAGGAGCACCAGACCUCCAAAGUGUCCACAGCCGAGGAGAAUCGCACCGCCAUCACGGACCCGCUGUGGCCGAGCAGCGCAGACGGACUCCAGCGCAGGUCGUCUCACAUGGAGCUGCGGCGGAACUUCGCCCGCUCCAAAGCCACAACCGCGCACCGCACGUACGACGAGCAUGUGAGCCUGAGCGAACACGAGUCCCAGUCCAGCAUGAGGCGCCGUGCGCUCCUGCGCAAAGCCAGCUCUCUGCCUCCGACCACCGCGCACAUCCUUAGCGCGCUGCUGGAGUCCAGAGUCAACGUGCCCCAAUACGCGUCCAGCGCCAUCGACUACAAAUAUAGACUCAAAGAAACUAACGAAAGGGAGUUUUUCCUGGAACUGGUAAAGGACAUUUCUAACGAACUGGACCUGACAAACCUAAGCUAUAAGAUCCUCAUCAACGUGUGCAUCCUGGUGGAUGCGGACAGGUGCUCGCUUUUCCUCGUUGAGGGACCCGCUCACAAGAGGACGCUGGUGUCCAAGUUCUUUGAUGUACACUCAGGCACCACAGUCAGACCGUCAUCCAGCACUUUGAAUUCCAAUGAAGUUCAGGUACCAUGGGGGAAAGGGAUUAUUGGAUAUGUGGCAGAGCACGGAGAGACCGUCAACAUCUCCAGUGCGUAUGAGGACCACCGCUUCAGUGAUGAGAUAGACAAGUUGACCGGCUACAAGACUCAGACCAUCCUCUGCAUGGCUAUCUGCAACAGUGAUGGCGAAGUCAUUGGUGUUGUACAGGCAAUUAACAAGAAUCCAAUGGGCACACCUUUUACAGAAGACGAUGAGAAGGUGUUGCAGAUGUAUCUGCCAUUCUGUGGGAUUUCAAUUUUUAAUGCAAAGCUGUUUUCAGAGUCUCGCAAGGAGUAUGAACGGAGCAGGGCUUUGUUGGAGGUGGUCAACGACCUGUUUGAGGAACAGACCGACCUAGAGAAGAUUGUUAGGAAGAUCAUGCAGAGAGCGCUGACUUUGUUGCAAUGUGAACGCUGCUCAGUGCUACUCCUAGAAGACAUCGACUCACCUGUGGUCAAGUUCUCCAAGACGUUUGAGCUGAUGUCUCCUUUGUGCAAUAUGGACAGAGACAUCAGCAUGGAGAAGUUAUCCUGUUCUGACUGGCUGAUCAACAACAGCAUCGCUGAGCUGGUGGCCUCCACAGGGCUGCCUGUCAACAUCAGUGAUGUUUGUCAGGAUCCACGCUUUGAUGCUGAGGCAGACAGCCAGGCCUCGGGUUUUCACAUCAGAUCCGUGUUAUGUGUCCCGAUCUGGAAUAGAACCCACCAGAUAAUCGGAGUCGCACAGAUUCUGAAUCGCCUGGACAGGAAGACGUUUGAUGAUGCAGAUCAGAGACUGUUUGAGGCAUUUGUGAUAUUUUGUGGACUUGGAAUCAAUAAUACUAUGAUGUACAACCAGGUUAAGAAGACAUGGGCCAAGCAGUCUGUAGCUCUGGAUAUGUUGUCUUACCAUGCUACCUGCUCCAAAGUAGAAGUGGACAGACUAAAGGCUGCUAAGAUUCCUCUGAGUAGUGAGCUGGGUAUUGAUGAGUUCCACUUCAAUGACUUUUCACUGGACAACGAUGCAAUGAUCACUGCAUCUCUUAGGAUGUUUUUGGAACUUGGUGUGGUCCAAAAGUUUAAAAUUGACUAUGAGGUCUUGUGCCGUUGGCUUCUGACGGUCAGGAAGAACUAUCGGACAGUGGCUUAUCACAACUGGAGGCAUGCCUUUAACGUGUCACAGUGCAUGUUUGUCAUGAUCACAACAGCAACUUUCCAGGAUGUGCUGUCAGAAGCAGAGAUUCUGGCCCUGAUGGUCGGCAGCUUGUGCCAUGACUUGGACCACCGAGGCACAAACAAUGCAUUUCAAGCCAAGACUGGUUCUGCUCUUGCCCUCCUCUAUGGGACAUCAGCAACCCUGGAGCAUCAUCACUUCAACCAUGCCGUCAUGAUUCUGCAGAGUGAGGGGCACAAUAUCUUUGCCAACCUCAGCUCUAAGGAGUACAGCAACAUGAUGCAAUUAUUGAAACAGGCGAUUCUCUCCACAGACCUUACCUUGCACUUUGAGCGCAGAACCAAGUUUUUUGAGCAUGUGCUGUCAGGAGAAUUCAGCUGGGCGGUGGAAGAACACAGAGAAGUCCUCAGGUCUAUGCUGAUGACUGCUUGCGAUCUGGGCGCUGUCACUCGUCCUUGGGAGGUAUCAAAGCAGGUUGCAGAGUUGGUAACAAGCGAGUUCUUUGAACAAGGCGACAGGGAGCGCUCUGAGCUGAAGCUAACCCCAGCAGCCAUCUUUGACCGUAAUCGCAAAGAUGAAUUACCGGCCUUACAGCUGGAAUGGAUUGAUGGGAUCUGUAAGCCACUUUAUCAGGCGCUGCUGAAACUCAACAGGAAGUUACAGCCGAUGGUGAAUGGGAUAGAUGCCAACCGACAGAAGUGGCAGGAACUUUGCAUGUCCUAUCAGGAGAAUAGAAGAGCCUCUACGUCCAGUCAGAGUACUGACCCGGGUCAGAACACUGAGUCAAGCGAUGAUGGCGAAACCAGCGAGUUUCUGAAGAAAACAGAGAAAACUUCACAUGUGAAAAAUACAAAGUUUGGGUCAAAAUCAGAGAGCAGAGAGCUUUUAAGCCUCAGAGCUAACAAAGAGGUCUGCAAUUAAACAGUGACAACAAAACAUUCUCUGUAAAGAAAUAAAGCAGAGAGAUCACAAAACAGGUUGAUUUUGUUAAUGGCUUAAAAUUUUCUGUAAUUUUCUGACAAGCAUCCCGCUAAACUGAUGGGGUGAAAUAAAAUGCAGAUUUUAAUUAAAUGAACCCAGUGCAGCGGCACUGUGUUAAACUCAGGAAGAAUGAGCCUUACCCCAGUCGUUCAUUAAUCUACUUAUGGGGUAAUGUUCAUAUAUAUGAAUGGGUUUCACCUCGGAAAAAAAAGGCUACUGAAACCAAAGAAGAAGACACAAAUUGUUGUUAUGUUUUUGUAGGAACUCUUUCCAGAUGUAAGACCCUUUGGAAUGCCUUUAAUAACAUCAAGGAAUCACUGUGAUGUGUCACAC
Molecule: messenger RNA, 3463 nt
Organism: Cyprinodon tularosa
Lineage: Eukaryota; Metazoa; Chordata; Actinopteri; Cyprinodontiformes; Cyprinodontidae
Gene: pde11al
Product: phosphodiesterase 11a, like
Exons: 20
Coding region: 284-3070 (928 amino acids)
Biological process (GO): signal transduction
Molecular function (GO): 3',5'-cyclic-nucleotide phosphodiesterase activity; protein binding
Source: RefSeq, a predicted model, not a curated record